Struthio camelus australis is the source of this 2377-nucleotide messenger RNA. Lineage: Eukaryota; Metazoa; Chordata; Aves; Struthioniformes; Struthionidae. The record is from RefSeq and is a predicted model, not a curated record.
AAAGGAAAGAAAUCAAAGUUGAAAAAUGAAGCUGGUCCCCAGGGCCGAGGGCAUUGAGGACAAAAAGAAUAGUUGGCAGAUUGAAAUUAAAGUUAGUUCUCGUAAGGAGUCAAAGCACAUUGCAGGCGUUCUUUCUCCUCCACUCAUACUGAAAGAUGCUAAACGUUGCUGUUACAGUCCUUGCCUUGUCAUGGGUCAACUGUGUGACACAGACUGCCUCUUAUCUCCUUUUUUUUUUUUUUUUUCCGAUCGUUAAUUACUGGCCUUAAAAGUACUGUUUUGGAAAGUAGGGGUAAUUAUGUUGUGCAACGUUUUUUGAGAAAAAAGAAGUGGGCCCUUGCUCGUUUCUCUGAACCUUAAGAGACUCUGCACAUUGACGUUAAUUGCUAACAAAGGACUAUAUCUUGGGAUUAAACUUCUUUGAAUCGUUACAGCCUUCAAGUAUUAUUUUGGAUAUAUUCAUUUUAAUUAAGACUGAUGAGCAACAUCACCUUUUCUCAGACAAAGCUUCUUCAAUUUUCUGUGGCUUGUGGUUUGUCAUACUAGUUUCAAAUCUGAGAAGGGGAUCGAAUGAGGAACAUGUCACCAAGAGUCAUCUAUUAAUAAUAGGUGGCUGUUAUAGUAUGUUAAUGAAACAGCAGUAACUUCUUUAGCAGGCUGUCAGCUGGAAUCAGUGGAUUUUACUGUCAACAUGAAGGUCAUUGUUAACAUCUUCAAGCAAAAGUGGAAUGUUACCUAUUAGAGACACUUUAAAAUUUUCCUUGAAAUCGGGAUGCGUUCAGCUGCUAUAUGCUUUUGAAGAGUGGCAAAAGGCAGAGAAAUGUGCAGCUACUUUAAGCUGUGAAAUUUCAAUCCUGCGUGGUACAACUCUGAGUAAGAUGCAUUGUGCCUCUGAGAGCAAGGUACCUCCACGUUUCUGUCUGGUUUUUUUUCAUUAAAGUGCAAACAAACAACUGUUGAAGACCGAGGCAGCGUAAUUUUGUUAAGAUAUCAGAAUGUCCACAGAUGGUAGCUUCGGCACAGCUAGCAACAGCGAUGCGCAGCAAAGCCUUCAGUCCUUCUGGCCACGAGUCAUGGAGGAGAUACGCAAUCUCACAGUGAAGGACUUCAGAGUUCAAGAACUUCCCCUGGCUCGUAUUAAGAAGAUUAUGAAACUAGAUGAAGAUGUGAAGAUGAUUAGUGCUGAAGCUCCUGUGUUGUUUGCCAAGGCAGCUCAGAUAUUCAUAACGGAAUUGACGUUGCGAGCGUGGAUACACACUGAAGAUAACAAGCGCAGGACUCUGCAGAGGAAUGACAUUGCCAUGGCAAUUACAAAGUUUGAUCAAUUUGACUUUCUCAUUGAUAUUGUUCCAAGAGAUGAACUGAAGCCGCCAAAGCGCCAGGAAGAGGUGCGUCAGGCUGUGACUCCAGCUGAACCUGUACAGUAUUAUUUCACCCUUGCUCAGCAGCCUGCUGCAGUUCAGGUUCAGGGGCAACAGCAAGGACAACAGACCACCACAUCUACAACUACUAUCCAGCCAGGACAAAUCAUCAUUGCUCAGCCACAGCAAGGGCAGACCACUCCUGUGACAAUGCAGGUUGGAGAAGGUCAACAGGUACAGAUCGUGCAGGCCCAGCCGCAAGGACAAACACAGCAGGCUCAGAGUGGAACUGGGCAGACCAUGCAAGUCAUGCAGCAGAUCAUCACCAAUACAGGAGAAAUCCAACAAAUACCGGUUCAGUUGAAUGCUGGCCAGCUGCAGUAUAUCCGCUUAGCCCAACCUGUGUCAGGCACCCAGGUAGUCCAGGGGCAGAUCCAGACGCUUGCAACCAAUGCACAGCAGAUAACACAGACAGAAGUCCAGCAAGGACAGCAGCAGUUCAGCCAGUUCACAGAUGGACAGCAACUCUAUCAGAUUCAGCAAGUGACCAUGCCUGCAGGCCAGGACAUUACCCAGCCCAUGUUCAUUCAGUCCACCAACCAAACAUCAGACGGCCAAGCCACGCAAGUGACAGGGGACUGAACGGUGAUGUUGUAGCAAGCAUUCGUUCUGUGUGGAAACGAACGCAUACCAGCUUGACGUUUGGUUUGAUGAAGACACCUGCUUCUGUGCAUCUAUACUUGAUAUUAAGCCUAUACUAGGCUGUGAUCUCUGGUGCACUCUACACCUUCCUCUGGUGGGUAUGAGAGAAUAUCCAGCAGAAACUGACAAGGAUGCAAUAUUUUUAUUUUUUUUUCUUUUUAGAAAUCAAUAUUUCAGUGUAUUCAGCUGCUUGUCCAACAUCAUAAAACUGAAGAGAAUUAAUCAAAAGGAAUUUAUAGCAUCUCAUUGAACAAUGUGUAAACUGUUUUUACCUAGUAAAAUUAUUAAAGGGUACUGCAUCUGGUUUGCCCUAA